Molecule: messenger RNA, 3506 nt
Organism: Rhipicephalus microplus (southern cattle tick)
Lineage: Eukaryota; Metazoa; Arthropoda; Arachnida; Ixodida; Ixodidae
Gene: BEAF-32
Product: Boundary element-associated factor of 32kD
Source: RefSeq, a predicted model, not a curated record
GGCGCGCUGCACGGCCGCCGGCGUGAGCCGCGUGCGGAAUCGAUCGCGUGUGCGUGCGGCGUCGAGAGUGCGUGCAUGCGUCAUGGGCCGUGAGUGGAGAAUGUUGACUCACGCGCAUCGGGCUUCCUUUCCCCGGCUCAGCGGUGGCGGCGGCGGAGGAGGUGCGGCGGCGGCGGCGACGACAACAUGUCCUCCGGCGAAGAUGCGGUGGCGCCAUUUCACGGCACCUUCACGAAGGACAUUCUCUACGAACUGCACCGGCGACAGCCGCACCGUUUCCACUUCAUGACAAAAUUCAACGCCAAGAGCGCCUCGUGGAAGGACUUCGAGCUGGUGGUGCUCGACGGCGAACUGCGAGACUUCGCGCGAUGCGUGCACUGCAAGAACUUCGUCUCCUACUCGAGCAAAAAGGGCACCGGGAGCAUGCUCAGGCACCGCUGCCACGCCAAGGAAUCGUACUUCACAGCAGAGGAACACAACCGCUUUCGUGAGAUGGAGCUGUUCAUGCGAACCACCCCGCAGCCGCUGCUGGGCGGUCUGUCGUCGCAGUUCCUGCCGCGCAUCAAGGUGGAGCUGCCGGAGCCACCGGAGUCGCCGCUGCGGAGGCUAAACACCGACUGCGGUGGCGGCGGUUUGCUCAGCAACAACUUCGACGACAGUCCUUUGGACGUGCGGAUCCGCCCGCGCUCACCGAACGGCAGCGCCAUAAACAGGUGCGCCAGGGGCUCGGCCAGCGUGGGCGGUGCGCCCGUGGUCGACAACGGUGAAGUCGAGGAGAUCGUCGCCAACGUGGAGCUCGCCGACGACAGUACUGGAGGGGACGUGCUCGAGGAGCGCAACAACUGCUCGCCCAGUGCGGCCACAGCGGCAGCCGCCUGGUGCCAGGAUGCCGUACGCAGCGGCAGCCCGCGCGGUCGCCGAGCGGCAGCUGGUGGAGCUGCAGCGGUUGCACGCCGAGGAAGAGCACAAGCUCAAGGUCGAACUGCUCAAGAAGCAGCACAUGGUGGCCGACCUGCAGAGGAAGUACUGGCGUAUGAAGGUAAAGGCGCUCGCGCAGAAGGCGGCCUCGUCCUCGUACCAACCCAAUGAGAACAAGUCCGUCGACGAGGAGGACUCGGACUCGCCGGACUGAUGGGACUGCGUGCGUGGUCGAUGGGGCCUCCUCGUCCCACUUUGUGCGUGCGUGUUCGCGCGUGUGUGUACAUUGUCGACACGUUGCGACAUUUUUUUUUCUUCCACGCAGUGCCAUGCGAACAUACUCUGGUUUUGCUCACGCUUGACGUCUGGUCAUAAUUGUGAGAGCGACACGGUUUAUUUUCGUUAGUUUUUUGUUAUCUGCCUUCUUUUCUUCUUUAGUGAUUUCCACUUGACAUCUCUUCAGCAGCAGCUCCAGGUGCUUUGUGCUUCGUUUGGUUCAUGAUGAAGCGCCACGCCAUAUAUAUACAAUGCAGAAUGGCUCGACUCAUGAACAACUCUUUCACGACUCGCAUAUUCACAAAGGAAGCCAAGCAAGUGCUGUGGUCGACUAAGUAGGACUUAGCUUCGUCGGCUUGUAGUGCGUGUAUGGCGUGAGAGUGGCGGCUUAAGCGAAGGAAGGACUCGGAGAUUACAGCGUUUGCUUGAAGGGGCCCUGCCCGUGCCACACUUUUUUUAGCAUGGUCAGAAGGCGCUGCCGGUCGUUUGUCGAGGUUUCCUGAAAAGGCGCGAGCCAAAUAUUAUAGUUCACGUGGCCUGCCAUUGAAAAAUGUUUCUCAAAGUUAGCUAAAAAUCGUUGUCCUCUUAUCUCGGCAAAGAUGUUAUAACCGAAAUCGCCGCGCCAAGAAGUCGUACGUCCACGACAGUUGACUGACUUGAGCACCGUGAACUGCGUAGUUACCGCGGCUGCCGUGGGAUGCCACCACGCUGCCCUCUCGUGCGCUUCGCAGUCACACGGAAAGUAUACACCGUGAGUUCAAAAAGUAAAAGAAAGUGCUCAAGGUCAGUAACGCGCGCGGACUGAAUGGACCAUCUUCUCCCUCUGUUGUCACCCCCUCCCUCCUCCUUAGCUUUCGGCGUGCUCGCUAAUACGAAAAGAGAGAUAAGUGCUUCAAGCGUGUGACAUCCCAAGUAACUCUGUCCUACAUGACUAUUUCGAAAGGAAAAUUGGUGCUGUCGAUUCGUGAAAUACAACAGGCUCUUUUAAUGAAACUUUUAGAUGUUUCUGUGGACAGGCGUUAUCGAUCCUCUUCAAGGUAUUGCUUUUAUCUUCUAGUCACGUGCUACCACGAGGAUAGGCUAAGCUAUGAGAGAGAGUAUUGGAUUUGUUUUGGUUCCAGUAUUCUAUUGAGCAAGGGCAAUGAGCUAUCCGUAUGCAGUGUUGAUAGGUAUUGCCAAGGGAUUGUAUUUUUAGGAGGCUAGUUGUCGCGGUGUCAUUAAAAGUGCCAAACCAUCUUUGUGAGAGGACUGCUUGCCUUUGACGCACGAAUAGAAGCCCUUGUUGUUCGCGAUUUCUAGUUUAUGUAAGCAUUAUAAUUCUGCUAUACCCUCUCCUUACAAAGGGCUCGACGUGCGUGGUCAGUAAAUACGUACUUUCCAUGGUAAUUUAAGACACAACGCUUCCUUCUAAACUGCAUUUCGGGCGUUUAGUCAUUUUGUCAUCUUUCUCUUUCUUUUUCUACCUUCCCAGCGUAGGGUAGCCAACAAGAUGCUUUUCUGGUUAACGUCCUUGCCUUCCUUUGGGCAUUUCUUUCCUCCCUUCUCUUGUCUCCUCUAAAGGACGACCUAAGUGUGCCUUCGAAAUGGUCAUUGUAGCUAGCUCUUCAAGCCCACAUUACGCAAGCGCUGUGGAUAGAAAAGUGUGUGAUGGAGCAUUAAGAUAUCGAAUUUUGUUUUCUUAGUUCGCGAUGUUGGCAUACAGUUUGAACUGCACUCGCUCCUUGCACGUCUACGGCGGAAUCGGCUGUAUACCUUUCAAGUUUUCCUAAGUAUGUUAUUUAUUCCUAUUGCGCGUGUUGCUCGUAUACUGCAGUCACUGCAGAUGGAAGUUGCGAGUGGGUGUGCCCCCAGUGGAGAUGAUAAGGCAUUGUGCAUUGCACCAGUGCCAAGUUCAAGAAAUGUGCAAUCCAGCUUGGAACACCAAGCAUAUCGCCAGUAGGGAUUCGCAGCUGAUAUUUGAUGACGUUUCUCUUUCUUGCUGAUAUGUGUGCGUGAUAAUUAGCGAAUGCAUAUCAACGGCCCUCGCAAUAAGCCGUUUAAGUAGCACCUGCUCAUUGUGUCAUAGCUAUGCUGAGCUUCCAGUCAAAGUCUGUGCCAAUUUUUAAAACCUGUUGUAUACUACUACCCAUUGUACUCUGCAUUUGAGAACUGGGCUGAAUGUGACGCUAAGAAUGGUUGCGUAGUUCACCUUUAGUUUGUGUGAUUGACGUUGUAUAGUGAGAGAGAGAGAGAAUAUAGGAAGGGCAUAGGGACGUCGUAGGGCUGAUCUACACCCAAGUGGCCAUAAAUUAAGUGCAAAAAAGAAAAAGAAA